Perognathus longimembris pacificus (Pacific pocket mouse) is the source of this 1431-nucleotide messenger RNA. RefSeq names its product adenosine deaminase (gene Ada). Gene Ontology annotation, biological process: T cell activation; inosine biosynthetic process; purine ribonucleoside monophosphate biosynthetic process. Gene Ontology annotation, cellular component: external side of plasma membrane; cytosol. Gene Ontology annotation, molecular function: adenosine deaminase activity. The coding region runs from base 41 to 1168 and encodes 375 amino acids. The transcript is spliced from 12 exons. Lineage: Eukaryota; Metazoa; Chordata; Mammalia; Rodentia; Heteromyidae. The record is from RefSeq and is a predicted model, not a curated record.
UGGAGUGCAGGGAAGGCAGCAAUGGGAGGUGGAAUGAAAAAUGAGAGGAGCUAUUGCCUUAGAUAAGGGAGAAGAGGGGACCUGGAGAAGAAGGAACCUGCAUGGGGAGGUGGAGCUUCAUGUCCACCUGGAUGGAUCCAUCAAGGUUAAAACCAUCUUAUACUAUGCCAAGAAGAGAGGGAUCCCCCUCCCAGCUGACACGGAAGAGGAGCUGCAGAAGAUUAUUGUCAUGGACAAGCCAGUCAGCCUCCCAUACUUCCUGACCAAGUUCAAUAUCUACAUGCCCGUAAUUGCGGGCUGCAGAGAGGCCAUCAAAAGGAUAGCCUAUGAGAUUGUGGAAAUGAAGGCCAAGGAGGGUGUGGUAUACAUGGAGGUACGCUACAGCCCCCACCUGCUGGCCAACUCCAAAGUGGACCCCAUCCCCUGGAACCAGCCCGAAGGGGAUCUCACCCCAGACGAAGUGGUUGACCUAGUGAACCAGGGCCUGCGGGAGGGGGAGCAGGCCUUCAAUAUCAAGGUCCGGUCCAUCCUGUGCUGCAUGCGCCACCAACCCAGCUGGUCCCUUGAGGUGCUAGAGCUGUGUAAGAAGUACCAUCAGAACACCGUGGUGGCCAUCGACCUGGCUGGUGAUGAGACCAUUGCAGGAAGCAGCCUCUUCCCCGGCCACAUGAUGGCCUAUAAGGCGGCCGUGGAGAAUGGCAUCCAUCGCACUGUCCAUGCUGGGGAAGUGGGCUCUGCCGAGGUGGUGCGAGAGGCUGUGGAUGUCCUCAAGACUGAGAGGCUGGGACAUGGCUACCACACCCUGGAGGACGAGGCCCUUUACCAGAGGCUGCGAAAGGAGAAUAUGCACUUUGAGAUCUGCCCCUGGUCCAGCUACCUCACAGGCGCCUGGGACCCGAAAAUGGAGCAUGCAGUUGUUCGGUUAAAGAACGACCGGGCUAACUACUCGCUCAACACGGAUGACCCUCUCAUCUUCAAGUCCACCCUGAACACUGACUACCAGAUGACCAAAAGGGACAUGGGCUUUACCGAAGAGGAGUUUAAGCGGCUGAACAUCAAUGCGGCAAAGUCCAGCUUCCUCCCGGAGGAUGAGAAGAAGGAGCUCCUCGAGCGGCUCUAUAAAGACUACAACAUGUCUCCCCAGGAGGCUGCAGGUCAGGACCCCUGAAGAUGACAUGCCUACUUCCGUGGGAUCAGGUGACACUCUGGCCUUUAUUCCUUCCAGGAAGACUGAGCCAACAGUCAGCUCCUGAUGCUCUUAUAGCUGUGUGCCUGUCUGUGGACACACAGACCCCUGCAAGGCCUUGUCUGUCCUCUCAUCAUGUCACAUGCCAAGGGCAAUAUGCAGCUGAAACCUCCUCCUCAGGCAACUCAUGCUAAAACAAAAUCUGGUGCUCAAUAAAGCAGUUGGUGGCUGCUGUGGUUGCAGCA